GGUGAAGAAAGAGCUUUAUACCCGGAAUCAGAUGAGACCAUUUGUGUAUAAUAGCAAUUUUGAUAUGUACAGUUCACCAGCACUCAAUUGGAGGGACACUUUUGUGUGUCUACUGGCUCCUAAUGGUCCUAAACCAGAAGACUUGCCCGUAGUAUGCAGGGAUAUACUUCUGGAAUAUGGGACAUAUAUAAUGAAAUUGGGAAUUUCUCUCUUUGAAUUACUGUCAGAAGCUCUUGGGCUGCAUCCAGACCAUUUAAAAGACAUGGGUUGUGCUGAGGGGCUUCUUUCACUUUGCCAUUACUACCCUGCAUGCCCUGAACCAGAGUUAACUUUGGGAACCACCAAGCAUUCUGAUGAUAGUUUCCUCAGUGUGCUUCUCCAGGACCAUAUUGGUGGCCUCCAGGUUCUUUACCAGGACAAAUGGAUUGAUAUACCCCCUGUACCUGGGGCUCUUGUGGUUAACAUUGGUGAUUUUCUGCAGCUUAUAACAAAUGACAGGUUCAAGAGUGUGGAACACAGAGUUCUUGCAAAUCUCAUAGGUCCUAGAAUAUCUAUUGCAUGCUUUUUCAGCUCACAUCUUACACCAUCACCAAAGAUCUAUGGACCUAUAAAAGAACUAUUAUCAGAAGAUAAUCCUCCCAAAUACCGAGGCAUCACAGUUGCGGAGUAUGUAGCCUACUUCAAUGCAAAAGGCCUGGAUGGGACCUCAUCUCUUCAAAACUUCAGGAUUUGAGUUGGAUGAGGUGGUUUAUUUAGCACAAUAAAUGAAUAAAGUAGAUAAUUUAGAAAUGAUAACAUUUGUCAAACUCCAUAUAAAUAUGGAUCUUAUUCUUGGACUGUAAAUUUGUGUUAUCGCUUAUGUCUUGUAACUGA
Abrus precatorius (Indian licorice) is the source of this 873-nucleotide messenger RNA. Its product is annotated as 1-aminocyclopropane-1-carboxylate oxidase homolog 1-like. The record is from RefSeq and is a predicted model, not a curated record. The coding region runs from base 32 to 733 and encodes 233 amino acids. Lineage: Eukaryota; Viridiplantae; Streptophyta; Magnoliopsida; Fabales; Fabaceae. The transcript has 3 exons.